AUGGCAAGUACAUCACCACCACCACCAAGGCCAAAGAGUUCAGGUCAUUUUAUUGGAGCACAAAACACAUCAUGUACAAGACAAGCCAGCUCUGGUGGGAAACGGCAUCCGCUUUGCCUCCGAUUGCUGCUGCUUUUUGCCUUCACAUCCCUGAUACAAUCCCAAUCAUCUGAUCCCCGGUUUCCGCCUCCAUCAUCGUCAUCGUCAGCAUCUUCAUCGUCAGCAUCUUCAUCGUCAUCGUCUGGAACGGAAUCACAACAACAGCAGCAAUAUGGACCCCAACAACAACAGCAGCAACAAUCAACAUCAUCAUCCUCAUCAUCCUCUUCUCAGGCACAGCAGGAUACCACCACAGAACAAGCAUACAGUUAUGGAUUAGCCGAAACCGUCACGGGGGAUUACAGCCUCAUGGAUCAUAGUACUCACAGUGGCGAAAACAAUCCAAACACAAAGUCUCUCAUUAUCAAUAUUCCUUCCCUGGGAAAAUUGCAGGGAAAACGGGAUGCUGGUAUUGACUUUUAUGGCGGAAUACCCUAUGCGGCACCGGCGGUGGGACAGUUGCGAUUUGCGCCGCCCGAACCACCACCACCGUGGGCUCCGGUCGUUUUGGAUGGAACUCACUACGGACCCGAUUGUUGGCAGCUCGAAGACAGUGUCAUGAAUCCCGGUGCCAAAAAGGAAUUCAUGAGUGAAGAUUGUUUGAGUCUCAAUAUUUUUACACCGGCAGGACAUGCCAGGCGAGUGGGAAGUGGCGGAGGAGGAUUGUUUGGUGGAAGUGGCCCUUCCACGAGCAAUGCCAAGCUCCAGGAAAAAUUACUCCCCGUGUUGGUAUGGUUGCACGGUGGAGCCUUUCAGCAGGGUGGGGCUCGACGUCCGGAAUACAAUGGACAUCGAUUGGCAGAACGAGACGUGAUUGUCGUUACCAUCAAUUAUCGUCUUGGCGCUCUCGGAUUUCUGGUUUCCAGCACGGACGGGAUUACGGGCAAUUUUGGAUUGAUGGAUCAGCGGGCGGCUCUUCAUUUUGUACACGAUAAUAUCAUUCAUUUUGGAGGCGAUCCUAGUCGAGUCACCUUGUUUGGAGAAUCCGCAGGCGCCGCCAUGACGGGACAACACUUGAUGAUGGAAGGAGCCGGGACGUUGUUCCAAGCCGCCAUUAUGCAAAGCAAUCCGCUGGGCUACCACUUUCGCUCGGUCGUCAUUGCUGAUUUUAUCGGAGAAGCUCUCAAGAGGAGUGUCGAUUGUCGCGAUUUGGAAUGUUUACGGGCGGAACGAGUGGAGGAAAUCAUGCUGGCACAAAAAAGCCUCAUGGGAGUGCCGCGAUCGGUCAGUGAUGUCUUUACGUGGGGACCGACUCUCACGCAGGAACGAAACUUAAAUGUUGGUGGAGCCGGGGCAUCUUCCUCCUCGUCUUCGGGGGCUGCCUCGUCGGGCGGGCGAUUGAACAUGUUUCAAGACGGAUUGCUGGUAGAUUAUGAAGAUAUUCAGCACCAACGUCGCCGCCGCAACAAGGGGAAACGAGCCCGAGAUGCCUACUCUGUCAACGUCACCCAACCACUGAAAGGUCUUCAUCUCAUCCCUGAUCAUAUUCCCAUUAUCAUUGGAAGCAAUCAACACGAGGGAGAAAUGUUCGUCCACUCGGCAUUCCCCAUCACCAUGUCCAAACCGGUCUAUUGGAUGUUCGUGGGCGCCUUGUUUCGAGAUAGCGCCUCCCGUGUCCUCAAGCACUAUCGGGGCUAUGUGGAUCAGAUUGAGGCUGAAGCCAAUGAACUCGCACGAAAACAAGUCGAUGAGGAGGAGAACAAACUAUACUAUCUAGAGCAUCAGAAACAACUGGAAGAAGAAUACGAAAUGCUCCUGGCUAUGAACGCUUCCCGUCGCGUCGUUCAAGAACGGGAUGCAGGCUUUCAGGCACUCAUGAACUCCUGGAGUACGGGCGGUGCUCAGGACGAUCCUCCUGGUAACUCUGAAGAUUCUAUGAAUGGCACUUCAACCAAAGGGUGGUACAGCAAUAUCUUUCAGGCAUGGAUGGGUCAGUCACAACCAACGUCUCCCAAGGAUGGCUCGAAAGAAGACUCCUUAGUCGCCACGGAUAGAAAAGUCACAACUGGUAGAAGCAAUUGGCCAAAUCUGGGCCGUUUUCGUCCAAGGAGAAUCCCAUCAAUGCGUCGGAUACGGAAUAUUAUGAGUAUGGCCAAGAAGCGAGUUCCCUUCUUACAAGAGAAGGACCCAAGAAUCGAAGCCGAAAAGGCAGCAGAACGAGAGCUCAGGCGCAAGGCCAGGGCAAAACAAAAGGUGCUCAAGGAAGCUGCCAAGGUUGUCGUUGAUUACCGUCCUGUCAUGAGCCGAAUCAUCACUGACUACCUGUUCCGCUGCCCCAGCUGGCACUAUGCUCAUGUUCUCAGUCGCAAUCGGGUCCAGAACAGUGACAAUGCGUUCAAUCAGCAACAAGGGGGCGGUGACACCAUGGACGACAGUCGGUCAAGGGCUGGCAAAAGAGACGCCAAGCACAAGUACAAACGAAGUCGAAACAACAACAAUGUCUAUGUCUACCGUUUCAGCCAGCCUACUCACAUUCCAGGCUAUAAGGAAUGUUGGGGGAAAUCAUGCCACACAGCGGAGCUUCCGUAUGUUUUCGAGGCGAUGUCAAUCAUUCGAUCACAUUACUCGACGUUGGGCCCCUUUGCGCAAGCGGAAGCCCCCGUGGCUCCCGAGUACCCCUUCACCGAUAUUUUGACUGCGUAUCAAGGGGCUCUGGAAGAAAUGGAGGAGGACGAAGAUCUAUUUGACAUGCCGGAUGAGUAUGAUGAUGAUGAUGACGACGACGAAGUGGAGGACUUGAUGUGGAAAGGAAGCAGCGCUUGGAAAGCAAACGAGUUUGGUCGAGGAGGAGAUCAGUCAUCCGACAGCUCAUCAACAUCGCCCGCGGGGCUUUCGUCGCUGCUGACCAACUAUUCCUCGUCUACCAGAGCUCAGCGAAACAACAACAUGCCCGAGUCCAAGGCCUUUCAACGCGUGUUGAAAAACAUGUUUGGUGACUACUUCGUGGAAGAUGCGGAUGAGGAGAUUGCGGCUGAUAUGGCCGAGCGAUGGGUAGCGUUUGCCAAGUUCGGCGAACCCAACUACGACGGCAGCAAGGCAAACUGGCUACCCUGGCGCUAUCUGCCAACCCAGACUACAGAUGAUGCGGAGAACUCGGAAAUACCGUGGCAACCACAAGAUUUUGAAUACAUGGACGACGAACUCGAGGAAGACGAGGAGGACGAGGACUCAUCGACGAGUGGGUUCCAAUGGUCCAAAGACCGUGCCGAACGAAUCUACCGCAAACGGGCCCUCAAAGCUCUCGGGAUGGAAGUCAUUGAGGAGGACUGGUACCGGACCGAGUUGCGACGAAUGACCACCGCAUCCGAGUUGAACGAAAUGGAUGCGGUUUUCACCUUCUUGUUUGGCAACGCAGAAUCCAACAACCGUCGUCGCCGGCAACAAAAGGACGGCAGUACUACCAAAAUGUCGAAGCGCGCCAUUCGCCAAGUACAAGAGAUAGCCCAGGCGAUGGGAGUUGUGGGCACUGGCUUGCAAGGUGAGCCCGCUCGGUCAUCAUCGUCGUCGUCGUCUUCGAGCAAUGCGUCGUGGGAUGAUGACUUUUUCCCGGAAAUGCUAGAUCUCAAGUGGCCUCCCGAGGGCCGUUUGGUGGAACGAGACUGUACGUGCGACAUGUGGGAACGAAUACGAUACCGCUACUGA
Messenger RNA from Seminavis robusta, 3741 nucleotides. Lineage: Eukaryota; Bacillariophyta; Bacillariophyceae; Naviculales; Naviculaceae. The record is from the annotation of a GenBank genome assembly.